Acanthosepion pharaonis is the source of this 483-nucleotide messenger RNA. NCBI's taxonomy places the organism in Eukaryota, Metazoa, Mollusca, Cephalopoda, Sepiida, Sepiidae. The record is from the annotation of a GenBank genome assembly.
AUGACACAAGCAUCGGUUUUUCCUUCUUCUUUUUUUAGCCGUCUUUUCUGUCGUUUCUCAUCUUUCACCCACAAGAGAGGUCCCGUCUAUCCUCCUACUAAAUCCCUAAUUGUUUACCAAUUCGCUUUGCUUCCCUUUUCUUUUUCUCACCCACGUGAUAAUAAUUGUUGUAGCUUUAAUUUCACUCCCACUUGUAGCCGUUUUGUUUGUUCGUCGACCAAACCAUUUCUCUCUUUCUCUCUCUUUCCUGGUGUUUGUGACAAUUCAGCGAAUCUGGGCCGCCUGAAACCACUACGCUUAACUAUUCCUACUACAACUGUUUUGUUAUCCGUACUUAUUCCUUCAACGGCUGUCGCACAGCUCCGUCCGAUUCCAACAAAUACCUGGAGCUUUUGCAAAUCAGAAAUAAGUCUUCAUGGAAUAAUUCCAUGCGAUUUUUGGCGUUUGUACCGGAGAAAACGCAUUUUUUUCAUUGGUGUUUGA